AUGUUCAACCGCGACGCCCUAUUCGGCAAGAGACAGGAACCUCCCCCGCCCGGCCAACGACUUCCGCCCCGACAAUCCUCUCAAGCCCCAUCAUAUGAUCAAGAACCCAAGAGAGACUAUCCCAGCACAUCCCGACCCGCCAGAAUGAGGCUCCAACCCGUGCAAUCGCCCGAUAAGGCGCUGACCUACUCCAACAUCUGCGCCGUGAGUGAGCAGGACUUCAAGCGGAGAUCAGACGGCACCGACUACCAUCUCCUGCUCAAUGGCCAAUUUGUCCUCUCCGCCCGUCCGGGACCCAUGCCCCGAGGCCAGAUCAGUCUGAAUGAGAUCCAAAGAACGUGGAUGCGCAUCGCUGUGACGGAUGUGGUGGAGGUCGAAGAAUUCCACCUAUUUGAGCAGGGAGCCAAGAGCUAUUUGAGCAGCAUGGACAUUGAAAUCGGAUUCGCGGGGAGUAAAGCACCUGCUGCUCCUCCCUUUGAUCAAGACGAGUUGGCAGAUGCUGUGACCAAGAUUUUCCGCAAUCAGGUCUUUGCGCCCGGGCAGAGCUUCUUGCUGGACUUUCGAGGGCCGAAGAUGAAGCUCACCGUUAGGACUGUAGAGCUGGUGGAUCUUGCGAGCUUAAAGGCAGGCGGAACACAGCAAACAAAUCCCAAUGCGAGAGGGUUGUUGAUCCCCGAGACGGCCAUCAACUUCUUCAAGGACGCAAAGUCACCUAUACAGCUCAAGGGUUCGACGAGAAGACCGGCUGCCAACUCCGUCAUUCGUCCAGACUUUAAAUUCGAAGACAUGGGUAUUGGUGGUUUGGACAAGGAGUUCAGUGACAUCUUCCGUCGCGCUUUCGCCUCGAGAAUCUUUCCGCCCGGACUUGCAGAGAAGCUAGGCAUUCAGCACGUUCGUGGAAUCUUGUUGUUUGGACCUCCCGGAACAGGAAAGACUCUCAUUGCUCGUCAAAUCGGUAAGAUGCUGAACGCUCGCGAGCCCAAGGUCAUCAACGGACCCGAAGUUCUCAACAAGUACGUCGGUCAGUCAGAAGAGAACAUUCGCAAGCUUUUCGCCGACGCCGAAAAAGAGCAAAAGGAAAAGGGAGAUGAAUCAGGUCUUCACAUCAUCAUCUUCGACGAGUUGGACGCCGUCUGCAAACAGCGUGGCUCUGGAGCUGGUGGUGGUACUGGUGUGGGCGACAGCGUGGUCAACCAGCUUCUCUCCAAGCUCGAUGGUGUAGAGCAGCUGAACAACAUCCUCCUCAUUGGUAUGACAAAUCGCAAAGACAWGAUCGACGAAGCACUCCUCCGAAGUGGACGUCUCGAAGUUCACAUGGAAAUUUCCCUCCCGGACGAACCCGGCCGUGCCCAGAUUCUCAAGAUUCACACCACCAAAAUGAAGGAAAACGAUAAACUAGGGAGCGACGUCGACUUAGCAGUUCUCGCCAAAGAGACACGAAACUUCUCCGGUGCCGAGAUCAGCGGUCUCGUAAAWUCUGCCAGCUCUUUUGCUUUACAACGACACAUCAAAGGCGGCACCGUUGCAGCUCUCUCCGACGACAUCAACGAAAUGAAGAUUCACAUGAAUGAUUUCCUCGGUGCAUUACAAGAAGUCAAACCGCUCUUUGGUGUGAGCGAGGAAGAUCUCGACGACUGUGUUGAAGGAGGAAUCAUCCAUUUCGGACCUCAAAUCGACAAGAUUUUGAAGAACGGAAGAGACUUCGUCGAGCAAGUCCGCACCAACACCACCAGAUUACACUCCGUCAUUUUGCACGGACCGCGAGGAUCCGGAAAGACUGCGCUUGCUGCGAAAAUCGCGCUUCUAAGCGAAUUCCCAUUCAUCAAGUUGGUACGGCCGGUGGAUAUGGUGGGUAUGAACGAGAUUCAGAAGAUCCAAGCCUUGAGCAAAGUGUUCACGGACGCUUACAAGUCACCUUUGAAUGUGCUUGUUCUUGACAACAUUGAACUUCUAGUCGACUGGGUACCGGUCGGGCCGCGUUUCAGCUCUGCAGUCCUUGCAGCGUUGAAAGGACUGAUGGAGCAAAAGCCACCCAAAGGUCGGCCGCUCUUGAUCCUGGCAACGACGAGCGAGAGAACUGUCUUGCAACAAUUACAACUUGCAUUCAAAGCGCAGAUUGCAGUACCGAAUCUACAGACUCAAGGAGAGCUGGCACAUGUCAUGCAGGAAAGCGGGCAAUUUGAUGACGAAGGUAUCAGGAGGGCGAUUGGAGAGAUUGAAGCUACAACAGGGAGCAAGAACAUUGGGGUGGGCAUUCAGCAGAUUAUCUUGGCGAUACAGACGGCGAUGCAAGAUCCGGAUCGUGCUGGACGGUUUGCAGAGGUCRUGUGUGAGGCUAUCAACGAGGCAGGGUAUUAG
Molecule: messenger RNA, 2358 nt
Organism: Ramularia collo-cygni
Lineage: Eukaryota; Fungi; Ascomycota; Dothideomycetes; Mycosphaerellales; Mycosphaerellaceae
Product: related to AAA+-type ATPase
Exons: 1
Coding region: 1-2358 (785 amino acids)
Biological process (GO): Golgi to plasma membrane protein transport; intra-Golgi vesicle-mediated transport; SNARE complex disassembly
Cellular component (GO): Golgi stack
Molecular function (GO): ATP hydrolysis activity; ATP binding
Source: RefSeq, a predicted model, not a curated record